Molecule: messenger RNA, 7876 nt
Organism: Balearica regulorum gibbericeps (East African grey crowned-crane)
Lineage: Eukaryota; Metazoa; Chordata; Aves; Gruiformes; Gruidae
Source: RefSeq, a predicted model, not a curated record
CCUGCCUACCAGAAUUUGAGACAGCGUGUUGACAACUUUGUUUCCAAUCAUUUGGCAACUCAUACCUGGAGUCCUCAUCUCAACAAGAACCAGCUGAGAAAUAACAUUAGGCAGCAGGUUCUCAAGUCUGGAAUGUUGGAAUCUGGAAUUGACAGAAUUAUUUCUCAGGUUGUGGACCCAAAGAUCAACCACACGUUCAGACCUCAGGUGGAAAAAGCUGUCCAUGAAUUUUUAGCCACAUUGAAUCACAAAGAGGAGGCAGGCUCCAGUACAGCUCCAAGUGAGGAGAAAACAGAUGCUUCUAUUACAGUACAAGGUGUCUCUGCUACAGCUCCUAGUGGCAAUGUAGCUAGUGAUGCAAUGUCCAUUUUGGAAACAAUAACUUCUCUUAACCAAGAAGCAAGUGCUGCCAGAGCUUCAACAGAGAACUCAACUGCCAAGAACAAUGACAAAGUCGCAAAAAGACUCUCAUCUCAGCAGAGUGUGGAUGGUAGCACUGAUAGAGAGAGAAAUGCGGAGGACUUGCCAGACAGAGAGAAAGCAAUUUGUGAUCCUUCUGGAGAAGGGGCUGAAACGUUUGCAAAGUGUGAAGAUUCAAAUGAGCUUCCCUGCCAAAGUGAAGAAAUUAAAAAUUCAGCAAAGGAUACUAAUAAUUUGACUUUUACAGGUAAAGAUACAAGUAAAGAAAUUCAACAGGAAAGUGAAGAUCAAAAGAGUAAAUUAUUAGAUAAGGGUGACAAGAAACCAGACAGCAGUGAAAAAGGUGAAAGAAGAAAAGAAAAGAAGGAAAAACUUGACAAGAAGUCUGACCAUUCAAAGAAAAGUGAUGAUACUGUGAAGUCAAAAGAAGAAAAGCAAGCAAGAGAGUCGGAGCCAGUGAAACAGUUAGUUCCAGAAAAAAAUAGCAAUAAACAUAAAACAACUGAAAGCACUAAAGAAAAAAAUACGUCAGUAGAUUCAGAUAUGGAUGUACUCAGUGACAUCACUGUCAGCUCUGUCCAUACCAGUGACCUUUCUUCCUUUGAAGAGGAGAGUGAAGAGGAGACUGUAAUUUCUGACAGUACUGAAGAGGGAGAGAUCACAUCAGAUGAUGAAGAGGAGAAACACAGUCAAAGUAAGACAAAGCCUCAUGCUAAUGAGCUGAGUGAUGGGAAAGCCAAGCCCGUCCGUCAUGCUUAUGUUCGCAAGCCAUUCUUGUACUCCAAAUACUUCAGCGAUUCUGAUGAUGAACGAACUGUAGAACAACGCCGUCAGUCCAUUGCCAAAGAAAAGGAAGAGAGACUCCUAAGACGACAAAUUAACAGAGAGAGACUUGAAGAGAAACGUAAACAGAAGGCUGCAGAAAAAACAAAAUCGCUAAAAACUGGAAAUCAAAAUGCUAAAGGAAAAAGUGGCUUGAACAUAGAAGAACCUUCAUCAAGAAUUCUUGAGUCAAAAGCUACUGGUACCAGCAUUAAGGAUGUGCUUAAAGAACAGAAAUUUUUAGAAAAAAAAGUAGCCUUGAGCAGAAAAAGAAAGAGAGAUUCAAGGCAUGCUGAAGAUGGCUGCAAAAAGAAAUAUGAGCCAUCUGAAGAAGAUUCUAAAGACAUGCAAAAGACAAAUGAGACUUGUGAAAAAAAUUCUUCCAAAGAAUUGAAGCAUAAUCAUGGGAAAAGUGAAAUCUCUAAACAGCUUAGAAGACUUUCAGAAUCGGUGCAUUCAACUGAGGAAAGCAAAAGUGAUUCUAAAGCAGAAAAAGAACAUAAAAGAAAAACCUCCACCUCUCUUCAGGUUGAAGGAGCCCAGCAGGAAAGCGAAACAAGGGAUCCAAAAAGACAACUGGAUAGAGCAGAAGUCAAUACUGAAGAACUACAGAGGCAGAAAUCCAUAUUUAAAAAUGAAAAACACCCCAAAAAAGAUAGUGACACAGAAAUUCAACAUAUGAGAAAUGCUGCCAAAAAAGAAUCCAAGUCUUACAGAGAUAAAAAUGAAAAGGAAAAAACUACUUUAGAAGAUAAACUUUCUUUAAAGCACAAAUAUAAAGGAGAUGGUGUUCACAAAUCGAGUGAAGAUGUUGAGCUCCAUUCAUUUGAGAGAAGUUUGAAAGGAGAGGAUGGUGGUCAGAAACAUAAUCAGCAAGUGAAGGUUUCCUCAGAUGAUAAAUCUGAAAGAAAAAGUAAACACCGAAGUGAACGGAAAAUAUCGGUAACAGGAAAAGAUGGAAAAAAUAUUUCUGAAUCAGCCUUAAAAGCUGAAGAAUUGCUGCGUAAGGAAAAUAAAAAAGACAGACAUCUCUCAACAGAAAAAUCAAGAGCAGAAUACAAGUCCAAAAGGUCCCUGAGUGAUUCUAGGCCACAAAAGGAUUCCCUAAGUGCCUCAAAGCAACUUGCUUCUGCAUCACACAGAAGGAGCGAAAGCUACUCGGAAGAUAAACAUGACAUAGAAUCAACUAACUCUGAUUGUAAUUUGAAACAAGAAGAUGGUGUUCAUAAAGACAGACGAAGAUCUAAGAGCCUUGUAGAAGACAAGAUUUUGUUAAAAUCUAAGUCAAAGAGUCAUAGUAAGCAAUUCAAAGCAUCUGAAACAGAAUUACAGGAAAAUGUAGCAAAACAAGAGACUGGUCAUAAACUAGACAAAGAUAAGAGCAUGGAAGAGAAUGACUCAGAUAAGCAACACAAAUCCAAGAACGAAGACAAAGUUUUUGAUGAAAGUGGUGCUGAGUUUGAGCUUGUAAGUGGCACACAGUCAACUCAGGUAUCACAAAAAGACUUUAGUCACAGAGUUAAGUUACAUUCUGGAGAAAAAGGAUCUGUAAAAGAGAAGUACAGAGGUGAUAAAGAUUUAAGCAAUUCCAAACUAGAAAGAAGAUUCUCUGCUGAAGGUCACAAAAGCAGAAACUUAAAGCACAGCAACAAGGAAAUAAAGAAGAAGGAAGAGAGUAUCAAAUUGGAAGAUAAAGAUAUUAAAGAAAUGGAUAGCAGGCAAGAGAAAGUAUUGAGCAUCACAGUGGCAAUGGAUAAAAAACAAAGUAAGAAGAUAGCCUGUGAAAAUAGAAAAGGCAGUAUAUCAAACCAAGAUUUACUCGGAGAGGAAAAGCAAUCAGCUAGCACAACUGAAAGCAGCCAUGCUCCAGCCCCUCAAAAGUCAAGUAUGAAUAAUGAUGACUUGCAUUCUGGUCACGAGGAAGAGCUGAUGGAACUUGAUUUGAAACAAACAAAAGGACAGGAGGCAUCUAACAUCGAAGGAAAAAACAUUCAAAACUCCCUCCAAGCCACAGAUGCCAAGUAUGCAGCAAAAGAAAAAAUAUCUCUCUCUAUUUCAAAUAAGGAAUUAAAACACAACUUGGCAGAUGCCAAAGCUUGUGAAUUACAGUUUCUGCCUGCAGCUGAAAAACCUGUAAAACAAGAAGAUAUCCCUAAUAAACAAGUUGGUGCCUUAGACACUUUGUCCAAACAAGAUUCUGUGGAUCAAGAACCCAAUAAACAAGGGGCUUAUAAAAUGAGUGUUGUGUAUGAAACAAGUGGUAGAAUCUUACUGAAUGUUCCCAGUAAGGAUCAACCUUCAGAAGAUAGCAAAAGACCAAAGAAUUUAAAAACUGUGAUAAAUUCUAAUUCAGAUGAUGUUCCUGUAGCAAUUAAUUCUUCCAGAGAAGAUGCUGCUGAUGCGAAGUCCAUGGAUAUGGAUAUCCCAGAUGUUACAGAUUCUUUGGGUAGCAUGUCUAAAGAAUGCCAUAAUUCAGAUAGGACUUCGUUAUUUGAAGAUACUUUCAUUUUGAAGAACGAUGCAGCACAAGUUGUAUACAUGGAACAUCUUUCUGUCAUGAAAGAUGAUGGUGACAACACAACUGUGACAAACAGUAUAGAAAAAGAUAAUGAGGUUCACCGACCUGAUGAACAGGCAAUGGAAGACAGUACAGCUGGAUUACCUAGUCAAGCAGACUCUGAUGAAGCAGCAAAGUUAGAAAGCGCUCAGGGAAGUGAGUUAAAAAUAACAGAGGAAGAUUUGAUGACUGACAUAACUGAAGAUUCUGGAGAUGUAACAACAAAAGAACUUCUCCUAAAAAGAAGAGAAGGAGAGUGCUUGAAUACAGAUCCUUCUGUGAAGGGAGAAAGAAGCACAAUGAUGGAUAAUGUGGAAAAGAACAAGGUGCCUGAUAUUGAUGAUAUGAUACAAUCUUCCUCUGUGCUAGUGCCUGAAAGAGUUCCUGAUGAAACAAUCAAAGGCUCUAUUACAGCCAGUGAGCAAGAAGGGAAUAGUGUGAUUGGCAGGGAAGAUAAAAAUGAAAGCAAUGCAGUAGGUACCAGUGCAGGAAGUAGUAAACUUAGUUUGUUGUACAGCAGCCUACAAACAACUCCAGCCACUGUGAUAGGAACUAGCACAGAAAAGAUCACUGAGAGUGCUGUAAUGGCCACUAGUACAGGCGAAGAAGGACCUGAGGGUGCAUCACAUUCUGAAAAGGACAGUGAUGCUACAACCACUUGCUCAGAAGAAGAAAGUGAGGUGACUGUAAUCUGCACAAGCAUAGAAGCUGAUGAAGGUUUCACAACGGGCAUAUGGGUAAAAAGUAGUGAGGGUAGCAGUUUUAUCACAGGAGCAGAUAUGGGUGAGUGUACUGUUGCAGCAGCUGAAGAAGGUGGUGGCAGUGUUGUCACUGAAGGAUUAGCAGAAAGUGAAAGUUUCCUAACAAGUACAGAAGAAGAAAAUGGUGACUGUACCAUGGUUGAUGCAGAAGAAAGUGGUAAGGAUUCAGUCAAUGCAAGCGGAGUAGAAAUUGAAGACAGUGUGAACAGUGCUGGGGCAGAAGAAAAAGAUGAUGCUGUGACUAGUGCAGGCUCUGAAGAAAAGCGAAAGACCUCAACUUGUGUAGGUACAGACAAAUUUGAAAGUUCUGUAUCCUGCUUAGGUGAAGUAGAGAGCGAUGGAGCUGUAACUAGUGCAGGGACAGAAACAGGUGAAGGGUCGAUGAGUGGUGACAGUUCAGGUGAAUUUAGGGGCAGUGUGAGAGCUGGCCCAGUAAAAGAACAUGAAGGUACUGUGACUUGCACAGGUGCAGAAGAAAGAGGUCAUAACUUCAUCAUCUGCUCGGUGACUGGUACAGAUGCCCAAGGAGAAGGCACUGUAACUGGUGCUUGUAUUGCAAUGGUCACAAACAAUAGUGCCACAACUGGAACUAGUGGUGACAAAUCUGAGGAUACUGUAAAUGGUGAAAGCGCGGUGACCAGCACAGGCAUAACUCCAGAAGAUGAUGCUGAAAUUUCAGUAGUCUGCACGGGGCUAGAGGACAGCAAUGAGGGGUUUGCAGUUUGUUUAGAAGCUGAAAAAUGUGAAAGUCUAAUGGACAGUACAAGGGCAAAGGAAGAAGCCAGCAUCACUACAGUCAGUGUAGGUCCAUGUGAUGAUGAAGGUUUUGUGACUAGUACGGGCUCAAAAGAAGAGGAUGAAGAAGGUGAGGGCAUUGUGACCAGUACAGGAAGAGGAAAUGAAGAAAAUGAGCAUGCUUCUACUUGUACAGGAAUGGAAAAUGAAAAUGCGCUAAUUUGUAUUGGUGCAGAAGAAGGUGAAAGUUCUGUUAUCUGCAUAGUUGCUGAACAAAUGGAAGCUGAGUCAGGAGUGGCUGGCACAAAUAUAAAUAAGCUUACUGUUGACAGUAUGACAAGUGCAGAGAAAGAAGCUAAUUGUGGCACACACUGCAAAAAUGAUAAAGGGAUUGUUGAAAGCAGUGUAACCAGUGCAAGUGCUGCGGAUGAGGGUGCCUUGACUGCACAUAUAGGAAAGCAUGAAAGUAGCUUGAUUCCCUUAGAUGCCGAGGAAUGUGAGGGUCCCAUGACUAGUGCUAUGGCAGCGCAAGAUAAGAGUCAGUCUGGCGCUGAAGACGAACAUGAGAAUGCCAUGACUUCCUUUGACAGCAGAGAACUCGAUGCCUCUAUAAGUAGUGCAGUUCCAAAAGAAGAUGAGAAUUCUCUUAUUCCUACUGGCAGAGAAGAAAAAGUAAAAGGUGAUAUCAUCUCUACUAGUACAGUGGAGGAAAGUGAUGCUCCCUUACAUUCAGCCAUGGAUGCUGAGGAAGGUCCACUUGCUGUUGCAAGAGCAGAUGAAAGCGGGGAAAGCUCUGUGAUCUUAGUAGAUACUGAAGACACCGAAGUGCCUAUGCCCAGUACAGCUACAGAGUUUAAAGAGUGUGUGCAUACUUUUGGCAGUACACAGGAGAAAGAUGAGUGCACUAUGAUUUCCACCAGUAUUGUGGAAGAAUUUGAGGCUCCUAUGUCAAGUGCGGCUAUUGAGUAUGAUGGUCAGCUCCCCUCCAUGAAAACAGAAGAAAUAAAUGAAAAUGCUGUGGUUUCUAUAGAUAUGGAAAUAUAUGAGGUUCCCAUGCCUAGUGAAUCCAGUGCAGGAGGAGAUGAUAACAAUGAUGAUGAAAGUCACCCAACUGCUAGCGGUAAGGAAGAAAAAGAUGAGUGUGCUAUGAUUUCCACAAGUGUUGUGGAAGAACAAGUAAUCCUAAUGUCAGGUGAAGUUACAGAAGAGGCAAUUCAACAUGUGUCAGACACGGAGUCAAAAAAUGAAACUGUAAUGAUCUCUACGAGUACAGCAGAAUGUUUUGAACCCCCUAUGUCUAGUGUAGCUAUGCAAGAUGAAAACAAACUUGCUGCUUCAGAAACAGAAGGAAGAUAUGAAGCUGCUAUGAUCACUACAAGCAUGACAGAAGAAUGUGAGAUAGUCUUGAUCAGUGCAGCACCACAAGCUGAAAGUCAGCUCAUUGUAGCAGAAGGCGAUGAAGAUGCCAUUAUCUCUCCAAAUGCAUCAGAGGAGUGUAAGAUUGUGGAGACCACUGCAACUGUAGAUGAACAAUUUGAACUAGCUGCUUUCAAUGCAGAUGCAAAGAGCAAAGGUUCUGUGAUUUUUGUGGGAGAAUGUGGAGCUCCUGUGCUGAGGGUUGCCACGAACAGUGAAGAUCAAGAUGCUGCUUCAAGUAUAGGAGAUAAGGAAGAGGGGGCAGUGAUCACUUUGAGCACAAUGGAAGAAUGUGAUAGUCUCUUCACCUUUACAGUCAUAGAAGAAAGUCAACUUGCUGCUGAGAGUACAGAAGUAAAAGACAAAAGCGAGGAAAUGUUUAAUACUGCUAACCAGAUUGAAUGCAUCCUAUCGACUACAGGCCCAGAAAAAAGCAGUAAUUCUUUGCUUGUCAUUGGUAGAGACAAGACCCAUGAGAGUGAUGUGAGGGGAGAAUCAGCAGCAUCUCAGACCACAGUAGACCGUGAAAUCACAGAAACAGAUGAAAAUUCAGUGAACCUCAUGAGUGUAGAUGAAGCCCUUUGCGUGGAGAUUAGUACGGAGACUGCUCUGAGUCCAGGUCCUUCCUCAGAGGCAAGCGAGGAUGAUCAGCAAGCUGAAGAUGCUUUGCAUGAGGAUGUUACAUCAGAACUCUCUUGUAUGAUUUCAGAAGCAUCAGUAGAGAGUGAAACUGUAAGGAAUGUAAACUAUAAAUUUAACUCAAACUUGCUUUUAGAAAGUGACUUUUCUGAAAUAAGGACUCCCCUGCCUAGGGCACAGGCUCUUUCCUUAGUUUCUGCAAACGAAGUGACUGUAAAUACCAAUCCUGGUGAAGUGACAAUAGAAGCAGAAUUAGGUGAAAAAAGUGACUUCCCUGUGUUGCAUGUAGAAGACCUAUACAGUGGUGAUGACAAAACGAACUUGGUCAAAAUAGAUGAUAUUGGAAUUGAAGUUACUUUUCCAAAAAGUAAUGCAACCUUUAAUUCAGGCAAUAAUGCAGCUUUACCAAAGUUGGCAGAAGAACUAGAAUUUGAAAGUAACUUGAGAACUGACGAGUCACAACAGCCUGAAAGUCCAAGAAGUGAAGAGGAAUAUGCGGAUGUUCAUACUAAAGAAUUUCAAAAAG